This is a messenger RNA of Microthlaspi erraticum, 330 nucleotides long. The record is from the annotation of a GenBank genome assembly. NCBI's taxonomy places the organism in Eukaryota, Viridiplantae, Streptophyta, Magnoliopsida, Brassicales, Brassicaceae.
AUGGCUGAUCCAGAGGGUAAUGGAAACCCUUUAGGUAAUGGACAGGGUCGAGUAAGGCAAACUCGACCCAUUGGACUUGGAGAUGCCCCAAAUCGCCACCAGCAAAGACAAGGGAUUGUUCCUCCUCCUGUCCAGAACCACAACUUUGAGAUCAAGCUGGGAAUGAUCAAUCUUGUGCAGAACAAUAUGUUCCAUUGGCUCUCAAGUGAAGACCCAAUAGAUCACCUUGAUGAGUUUGAUAGGGAUCUCUCAAGAAAGUGGCUUUGCUUUGGCAGAAGGCUAAGUGUUAGAACCAAAGAUGAUGCAAGAACAGCAGCUCGAGCCGCCUAA